Cannabis sativa is the source of this 879-nucleotide messenger RNA. RefSeq lists its product as uncharacterized. The record is from RefSeq and is a predicted model, not a curated record. The transcript has 4 exons. Bases 204 to 515 code for a protein of 103 amino acids. NCBI's taxonomy places the organism in Eukaryota, Viridiplantae, Streptophyta, Magnoliopsida, Rosales, Cannabaceae.
UAGAAAAAAAAAAACAUAAAAUAAAAAACCCAUCUCAAAUAUUUCCCCCCUGGUGUGACUACCUUAUUCAAUAUUAUUAUAUAUAUAUUCCUCUCAUCUUUGCACUUUUUGGGCUAAAAUUUUGUUUGUUUUCUCUCAAAAUCAUUAUUAGUAUUUUGUUUUGUCUUCUGUUAAUUGUACUCUACUGGAAGAAAAAGAAAAAAAUGUACCACAAAAAUAUUGGUCACCCUUGUUUGCAUUGCCAUCCCCAAAGCUAUAUUAGAAUGGUUCAACAUCUUAUUGAGAGAUGUAUGCUGCUUCAUAUGACUCGUGACCAAUGCAUAAGAGCUUUAGCUCACCAUGCAAGCAUUGGACCUCUUGUUACACUUACUGUUUGGAGAGAACUUCAAAAGGAGAAUAGGGAGUUCUUCCAUGCAUAUUACCAUUCUAUUUCUCCCAAACCCUUGACAAGUCAGUUCAAGGCCAAGCUGUCUCUCUCUUAUAAUAUAGCUCAGGCUCAAGGUCCCCCCACUUAGACAUAUGUAUCAAAAAUGGAAGUAAAGCUUUGUAAUCAGUAUAAUCACUAAGGACAGUUUUAACUAAUAUAAUUUGACCCAUUAAGAUCUUCAUUCUUUUUUCUUAGUGAAACAUGUUGAAUAACACUUGUGAAAAUAUGAUAUUUCUUUUUAACUCUUAAUAACCAAGAAACAAACAAGAACUAAGCAAGAUGUAAAGUAAUGCACCUCCCAAUGCAUUGUUUUGCAGAACAAUUAAUAGUAUUGGUUUGUGUGAGGUAAGACAAUAUUAAAUUUCAUAUGAAGACGUUGGAAUCCGAAGAUAGUGACAAGGUUUAGAAUUGGAUGAGUAAGAAAAUUAGUGUAAUGCAUUUAUUUCACUCUA